UUUCGUUUGAGCGCUUCAGCGUCGCGAUCGGGUCCCGCAGCCACGAGAUACAGCAACCCGCCCACCAGCGCUGGGGCAUCUUAGCCCUUGUCGGGCUCCUGCUGCUAAGCAUGGAUCUGCAGAGAGUGGACCCCGUAGCCGCUGAAAAGGCGCGUGAAGCGGUACGCAGCGGUCGCAUGUCACAGAACGCCGCUGCAGCUGCCUUUGGGUUGGGUAGAAGCUCCCUCCAGCGGCGUCUGGAUGGAAAUUGCGCCAUGGACGAGAGGGUUGGCCCCGGGACUGUCAUGACCAAAGCAGAGGAGGACGCGGUGGAAGAUCUCCUGUUGUACGCUGGUAGAAACUUCAUUCCUCUCACCACCGCAGACCUCACGGAGCAUGUGAGACGGCUCUGCAACGACGGUCGGCCAAUCCCGUGGAACAGUAGUGGCAAGGGCCCGGGGAAGGACUGGCUCAAGGGCUUCCUCGGAAGGCACGAGGGCAUCAGCCAUCGACUCGCCCACAUCUACGAGUCUAACCGGGUGACCUCGUCAGAGGAUGAGCGUCUGCACAAGUUCUACGGUUUUUGGGCGGAGUUUCUCGGCGAGCACAGGCCUGCGGCCGACCACAUUUGGAACACGGACGAGUCAGAGGGCGGGGCCAGGGAAGGGGGCGGGGGGGCGGGCGAGAAGAGGAGAGUAGGAGGGACGAGCGAACCGAGAGAGGGAGGGAGGAAGGGGGGGGGCGAGGUGUUGGUGUUGUUCAAGGGGGGCGAGGGGGGCGUGGGCGGGGCGCGCGGGUGGGCGGGCACACUGUUGGUGGCCGCGGCGAGGGCACGGGGGUGCAUGGGCGGGGAGGUGGUCCUAGCCGCGGUGGGAGAGGGGCUGAAGGAGCGGGAGGGGCGGGAGGGUCAGGAAUCACCGGGGGUCAGCCGCCGGCGGCGUCCGUAUCGCGAUCGGGACGAACCCGCACGCCGACACCUGUAGUGGAUGUCUAGGUUUCUUCGGGGAGGUGGGGGUUGUAUUGUUGUGCAGAGAACCACAUGGUAUCGGGCUAAAGUUAGCUCUGAAUGGCUUGAAAUUUGUGUGUGGAACUGAUUUCGAACUGUUGAGUGUUCAGUACGGGUCACGAGGGUGCUUCAGGUAACGUGGUUGUCAAACAGCACGUCGAGGGGGGCGGGAAUGGCUAGCGGACAACUUGUGGACAAACCCGGGGAUGCUGUACGUUUGUCCCCUGGGCUAUGUGUUUUUUUUUUUUU
Molecule: messenger RNA, 1234 nt
Organism: Ectocarpus sp. CCAP 1310/34
Lineage: Eukaryota; Phaeophyceae; Ectocarpales; Ectocarpaceae
Source: the annotation of a GenBank genome assembly